AUGAAGGAUCUUGGUGAAUUACAUCACUUCCUCGGUAUGCAAGUUCAGCGCUGUGGCAAUGGUAUGCUUCUCUCGCAGCGGCAAUAUAUGAUGGAUAUUCUGGAUCGUGCUGGGAUGACAGAUUGCAAGCCGUGCUCUACUCCGGUUGACACCAACCCCAAGGUCGCCGAUGCUGAUGGUGCGCCCGUAGCAGAUGCUACUGAUUUCCGCAGUCUUGCCGGCGCCUUACAGUACCUGACGUUCACUCGACCAGAUAUUGCAUACGCUGUCCAGCAGAUUUGCUUGCACAUGCAUGAUCCUCAUGCACCUCAUCUGGCGGCUCUGAAGCGCAUCCUGCGCUAUGUUCGGGGCACUCUACACCUUGGUCUUCUACUGCGACCUUCCACAUCUGCUGAUCUUGUGGUCUACACUGAUGCUGAUUGGACGGGUUGUUCGGAUACGCGCAAGUCCACCUCGGGCUAUGCUGUGUUCCUCGGGGACAAUCUCAUCUCCUGGUCCUUCAAGCGUCAGAACACCGUUUCAAGAUCCAAUGCUGAAGCUGAGUAUCGCGUUGUGGCUAAUGGUGUUGCCGAGGCCUCAUGGCUGCGCCAACUUCUGCAGGAGCUCCACGCUCCUCUUCGCCGCUCCACGCUGGUGUAUUGUGAUAACAUCAGCGUCAUCUACAUGUCCUCCAACCCCAUCCAACAUCAGCGUACCAAGCACAUUGAGAUCGAUCUACACUUCGUCCGGGAGCGGGUUGCCAUUGGUGAUCUUCGUGUUCUUCACGUGCCGACUUCGUCGCAGUAUGCAGAUAUCUUCACCAAAGGCCUUACUUCAGUCUUCACGGAGUUCAGGUCCAAUCUGAAUGUGCAGAGUGGCUGA
Molecule: messenger RNA, 861 nt
Organism: Panicum virgatum (switchgrass)
Lineage: Eukaryota; Viridiplantae; Streptophyta; Magnoliopsida; Poales; Poaceae
Exons: 1
Coding region: 1-861 (286 amino acids)
Source: RefSeq, a predicted model, not a curated record